Acanthochromis polyacanthus (spiny chromis) is the source of this 2227-nucleotide messenger RNA. RefSeq names its product septin-5-like. Lineage: Eukaryota; Metazoa; Chordata; Actinopteri; Pomacentridae. The coding region runs from base 1 to 1683 and encodes 560 amino acids. The record is from RefSeq and is a predicted model, not a curated record. The transcript is spliced from 2 exons. Gene Ontology annotation, molecular function: GTP binding.
AUGUCGAAAGGAGAAGGGUCCAAGGCGCUGAAGAACCGGGGCAAUGUGGACCAUGAACCGGGCUGGUUCAACAACGUCUCAUCUCAAUACAAGGACAUCAUCUCCAAAAGUCGUCUGCUGCAUUCAGGAUCUCCUUCUAUCUACCAGCUGAAACCAAAGAAAAAGACUUAUGAAAAUCUGACAAAACUGACUGUUGGAGAAAGAAAUGUGAACAAGGUAAAUAAAACCAUCUUACUUGUAGGAGAAACAGGAACAGGAAAAUCUACUCUGAUCAAUGCUCUGGUCAACCACACCAUGGGAGUGGAGUGGGAGGAUGAGGUCUGGUUUCAGAUCGUAGAGGACGAGAAGAGAAGUCAGACAGAAAGUCAGACAUCAGAUGUGAUCGUAUACCAGGUUUUUGAUUUUAAAGAUGAAACUCUGCCCUACUCUCUGACCAUCAUCGAUACUCCUGGAUUUGGAGACACCAGAGGAGUUGAACGUGACCUCAUGGUCAUUCAAAAGUUGUUGGUCUGGUUUCAAUCAGAUGAUGGAGUUCAUGAAGUUAAUGCAGUGGGUCUGGUGAUGAAGUCCAGUGAAAAUCGACUGAGUGACCGACUGAAGUACAUCUUUGAUUCAGUGAUGUCUCUGUUUGGAAAAGGCAUAGAGAAAAACAUCGUAGCUCUCAUCACACACUCAGAUGGAACAUAUCCAGAAAAUGCUCUUAGGGCUCUUGAAGCUGCAAAUAUCAAAUGUGCCAGAGAUGAGGACAAUGACCCUGUUUUCUUCCUGUUUAAUAACUGCCUGGACAAACAGAGAACAAAGAAAGAAAAGGGUGGGUUACAGAAUGCAUGGAGAACAACAGAUGGAGGAAUGAGUGAGUUCAUGACCUUCCUGGAAGAAACUGGACCUCAGAAGCUGGAUAAAACAGUUGAAGUGUUGAAGGAACGAGACAGACUGACAGCCUGCAUCCAAAACCUGGAAGAGAGAAUCAAGUUUAUUGAAGGAAAACAGACAGAAAUCAAACAGGUUGAAGAAGCUCUGAAGAAACAUAAAGAGGAGAUGAAGAAGAACAAGGAGUUCACUGUGGAAGUUGAUGAGACCUACAAAGAUAAACUACCUAUCAAAGGUGGGAUGUGGGGGUUACAUUUUUUUGAAGGAGCUGUCACCUGUAAUGUCUGUGAAGAGAACUGUCACUAUCCUGGAUGUACAAUGGCACCAAGUCCUCAAGAAUGUAACAUCAUGAAAGAUGGCCGCUGUACUUCAUGUACCGGGAAGUGUCCUGUACACAAUCAUGUGAAACAAGAGUGGAUCUAUGUGACCAAGACAAGAAAAGUGAUGAAGACUGAAGCAGAAAUGAAACAGAAAUAUGAAGAGAAUCAGGCAAAAAGUGAGGAGAAGUUGAGUAUUUUGGAAGAUCUGAAAACAGAAAUGAAUCAGCUGAAAGCAGAUAAAACUCGAGUCCUGGAGGAGGCCUACCGACAUGUUGUCAACCUGAACCAGAUCGCUCUGAAAGCUCAUUCAGGUUCCACCUCCGUCCACCUGGACUUCCUGAUUGAGAAGAUGAAGGAGAAAGGAGACAGAGUGAAGGUCCAGGAGCUGGAGAAGAUGAAAAAAUGCCAGGAUGAAGGAAACAAAGGAGCAGUGCAGUCUGUGUGGGAUAUACUAAAAACAGCUGGGAAAGCUGUGAAAGAAUGGAUGAUAUGAAAGACAUCAGGCUGAGCAGACAGACAGAGCAGCAGCUGGACAUUUACCAUGAAGAUGGAGGAAACUAAUGAUUAUAAACCACAGCUUGUUUUAACUCUCAUGUAAUCAGUUGAUCAGAAAAUAGAAAUGUUUUCACUGUUUGAGCUCCUCCUGACUGUUAAAAAGCUCCAUCAGGGUCUCAGGACCAAAAGCUUUAAAGCCUCCUACACAGACGGGAAGAUGUGGAAUAUUUUAGUCUUUCUGAUGUUUGUCUUCUUUGAUUGUUUUUAAUGUUCUGUAGACUUUAAUGAUGUUAAAGCUCCUUGUAACUCCACUUAUAAAGAUAAUAAAGGAAUAAAGGUAGUGAUUGUGAAAUGUGAUGACCUGAAUCAGCUCCAGACUAACAUGAAUCAGCUUCACCUCCUUCUGAUGAUCAUUUAUGAAACACAUUUAUCUGCUGGUGAAAGGAGCUGUGGCUUUUCCCUCUGUUUCUGCAUGUGGACCAAGAGUUCAUACUGAGAUCAAUCACACUGUAAACUGAUCAAUAAAUAAAGCUGAUCAAUGA